This is a messenger RNA of Gordionus sp. m RMFG-2023, 2356 nucleotides long. RefSeq names its product thimet oligopeptidase-like. NCBI's taxonomy places the organism in Eukaryota, Metazoa, Nematomorpha, Gordioida, Chordodea, Parachordodidae. Bases 89 to 2119 code for a protein of 676 amino acids. Gene Ontology annotation, cellular component: mitochondrial intermembrane space. Gene Ontology annotation, molecular function: metalloendopeptidase activity. The transcript is spliced from 16 exons. Gene Ontology annotation, biological process: proteolysis; peptide metabolic process. The record is from RefSeq and is a predicted model, not a curated record.
UGCUAAGCGAAACUAUAAAAACUCAAUUUUUAAAAUCGCAAAUAAUCAAAAACCUAACUUUAUAAAACAAUUUAUAUACUCUUGGAAUAUGGCAAAUAUCAAAUGGAAUCUCACUUCAGAGGAUUUGGUAAAGGAAUCAGAGGCUAUGAUGGCUGAAACUAAAAUAUUAUAUGAUAAAGUUGGUCAUAUGGAUAAAGAUAAAGUUAGCAUAGACAAUUUAUUACAACCUUUAUCAGAUAAUGAAUGUGAAUAUGACAGUGCCCAGAAUAUAAUUUGUUUUUUUCAACAUGUUUCUCCAGAUAAAGAUUUGAGAAAAACUUCAUGUGAUGUUGAACAUAAAUUUUCUGAUUUUGAUGUAGAAAUGAGUAUGAGGCAAGAUAUAUUUGACAAUAUUGUUGCACUGGACAAGAAAUUAGCAAAUAAAGAUAAUAUGGAGCAUGAAAUGAAAAGAUACUUAGACCGCUUAAUUAAAAUUGGAAAAAGAAAUGGUUUACACUUAUCAAAGGAUAAACAAGAUGAGCUUAAAAUUAUAAAGAAAAGAAUGAAUGAACUAUGUAUUGAUUUUUCUCAGAAUUUAAAUGAAGAUGUGACAAUAUUGGAAUACACAAAAGAAGAGUUAGAUGGCUUGCCAGAUGAUUUUUUAGAAUGUCUUGAACAAACUGAUAGCGGGAAGUACAAGGUGACUCUGAAGUAUCCUCAUUACAAUCCUAUCAUGAAGAAAGCUAAAAACCCUGAAACCAGGAAAACGAUGGAGAUUGCUUUCAAUUCCAGAUGCCUAAAGACCAACUUGCCCAUUUUGGAGGAAUUGAUCACUCUUAGACAGAGGGAAGCCUCGAUCCUAGGGUUCCCUAAUCACGUGUCUUACGUGACCGAGUUGAGGAUGGCCAAAAAUUACGAAACUGUCCGGGAUUUUUUGGCCAGACUGGUGGAACAGUUGAGGCCGGCUUACGAUACAGAAUUCAAAACCCUGAAAGAUUUCAAGGCUAAAGAGUUAAAAGCUAUGGGUAAACCCGUCCCGGACCCGUUAACUAUAGAUAACUGGGACCUGCGGUAUUACGCCAACAUGGUCGAGGAAGAAAAUUACGCCGUUGACCACCAAAAGGUCAAGCAGUACUUUCCGCUCAACAAAGUGACGGCCGGGCUUUUCAAUAUUUACCAAAUAUUGCUAGGACUGAAAUUCAAUAAAGUUGGUGAGGCAACAUCUGUAUGGCAGCAAGAUGUCGAAACAUAUUCGGUGAAGGACGCUAAGACGGACGAGCUUAUUGGAUACUUUUACCUCGACCUCUACCCCAGGGACGGGAAAUAUGCUCAUGCUGCCUGUUUCGGUCUUAAGCCUUCAUGUCUCUUACCCGCCCAAGCUGGGAAAGAUGGAAAACGGCAAUUAGCCGUAGCGGCAAUGGUAGCCAAUUUUACCCGCGGUUGUAACACGUCCGGAGAUGGCCCAACUUCUCCCCUGCUAACUCACGAUGAGGUCACCACUUACUUUCACGAAUUCGGUCACGUGAUGCACGACCUAUGCGCUCAGAGCCGAUUGGCUCAUUUCAGUGGCACGAGUGUAGAGAGGGACUUCGUGGAAACCCCUUCCCAAAUGCUGGAGAAUUGGUGCUGGGAAGCCGAAUCACUCAAAUUGAUGUCAGGGCAUCACAAAGAUGGAUCCCCCAUCCCAGAAGAUUUGUUGCAAAAAUUGAUCAAAUCACGCAAAGCCAAUAUAGCCAUCAUGACGAUGAGACAAUUGUACUUGGCUACGUUCGAUCAUCUAAUCCAUACUAAAGCCGGAAAAGUCGAUAUUCUGAGCAUUCUUGACACGGUGUCAAAGGACAUCAUGAAAAUUCCCGUCACUCAAGGAACCAACAUGGCAGCUUCAUUCGGUCACUUAGCCGGUGGGUACGAUGGACAAUAUUAUAGUUAUAUGUGGAGCGAAAGAUUCUGCAUGGAUAUGUUCGAAAGCCGAUUUUUGAAGGAAGGAAUCAUGAACCCAAAGACGGGAAUGGAUUAUAGGAUGGACAUUUUGCACAAAGGAGGCAGUGAGGAUGCCGUGGAUAUGCUGAAGAAGUUUCUGGGACGUGAACCUAGCGACGACGCAUUUUUGCAUUUCUUGGGAAUCAAAACUAAACACUAAGAGCAAUCAAUCCAUAUUUUCCCAUUCAAGAUUCAGAUUCUCUCACCCCCUCCCCCUUCCAUCACCUACACCCUCUCUUUAUUUUUUUUAAAAUUUUGAAAAAUAAUUUUUUUAUAUAUAUUUGUAAGAUGCAUAAAAUCGUAUUAUUUCUAUUAUUUACUAUUUUGUUUUGUUUUAAUUUAAUUUUUUUGUUUGGAAAUUUUUUUUGGUGAACGUUUCAUUUUAAUUUCCGUAAUU